AUGAUAGAAUUUUCCAUUCGAAAUACAGGAUCGGAUGUUGAGCAAAUUGUAAAAAUGCUGUCACUCCUCCUGCCAGAUAGUGGCUUACACCCGUGGGAAGUCACUAAAGAGGACCAAGUGCUCAUUACAUUGCGCUAUCUGGCCACCAACAGUCAUCAGACAGUGAUUGCGGACUGUUUUGGUAGAAGCCAGAAGGCGAAGGGCGAAGGCGAGGCCAGACGAAACUGGAUUCUUAUAUGA
This is a messenger RNA of Strongylus vulgaris, 240 nucleotides long. Lineage: Eukaryota; Metazoa; Nematoda; Chromadorea; Rhabditida; Strongylidae. The record is from the annotation of a GenBank genome assembly.